AUGCGUUCCUUCUGCCAGGUUGCCGUCAUGGCACUUCCCUUGUUCAGCGCGAUUGCAGCUGCGGAGCCCAAGGAUGUUGUAGACCACCCAAAGACCAUCUAUGCAACCGCACAGGAAGCUUUCCAGGACUUGCUGAAUGCGCUGCCGGAAGAAUCCCUGCAUGCAGCACUAAGUAAUCUUAAGGACUUCAAGAAUGGCAUCUUCGAGUCGCACCACCGGGGAGUCGAGAACAUCCACAGCAGCAAUCCAGCGCUUGCUUCCAAGCUUAUCGUCGAUGCUGUCAAUGAUUUGCGCAAGAGGCAGACGCCUUCAAACGGCACCAAUAGCGCCACUACCGCUAGCAAUCCACCCGAGUCAAUCCAGAACUCCACUCCGGUACCCACAACGAGCGAUAACUUACAGCCUCCUGAAACCAGCUCUGCUGCGCCACCACCACCGCCCGGAACAAGUGACGGCCCUGCCAAUACUACCACAACCGCCGUUUCAACCACAACUCAGCAGCGACCCGCCAUUAUUCCUGUCGAAAACACGGUAACCAAGGAUGGCAAGACAAUUGUGCAGACCACUGAGGUCCUUAGUGAAGCCACCGCCUCCGUCGCCGUGACUGUUGUGCGCACCAACACAGCAGGCAGCACAGUAACAGAGACCGAGAACCGACCUGCCGUCGUCAAGACAACCACAGACCGAGCCGGCCGUACAACCGUCACCACUUCGGCAGUCAACUUUGCGCCAACAGCAGGCGAAGUAACAUCGACGACUAACUCUCGCGGCUCUGUUGUUCUGACUACGAUCACACCUGGAGGCAGUCUGGUCAGCAGCAUCAAACUGAUUACCACAACUGAUGCACAGGGUCGUCAGAGCACAAUGACGACGUAUGCCUUUGUCGACCCAGUGCAAGCUACUGGCGCUGCCAAUAGCCCCAAUGCCCCCGGUAACGAUAAGCCUUCGCUGCAAACCGGAGCUGCUGUCGCCAAUGGAGCCCAAUAUGCUGCUGUUGGUCUUGGUGCCCUGGCCUUUUUCUUCUAA
This is a messenger RNA of Bipolaris maydis ATCC 48331, 1026 nucleotides long. Lineage: Eukaryota; Fungi; Ascomycota; Dothideomycetes; Pleosporales; Pleosporaceae. The record is from RefSeq and is a predicted model, not a curated record.